Messenger RNA from Drosophila melanogaster (fruit fly), 2155 nucleotides. RefSeq names its product mus81 (gene mus81). Gene Ontology annotation, cellular component: nuclear replication fork; Holliday junction resolvase complex; nucleus. The transcript has a single exon. Gene Ontology annotation, biological process: replication fork processing; double-strand break repair via break-induced replication; DNA recombination. Bases 120 to 1400 code for a protein of 426 amino acids. NCBI's taxonomy places the organism in Eukaryota, Metazoa, Arthropoda, Insecta, Diptera, Drosophilidae. The record is from RefSeq and is marked reviewed. Gene Ontology annotation, molecular function: crossover junction DNA endonuclease activity; DNA binding.
AAACUAGUUGUACAGUAAUAAAAAUGCCACCACCAGAAGCCGGCAAUUGAAGCGCGUUUAUUUGCCGUGCAUUAGUUUUAUUAUUUGGCAUUGUUUUACAUAAUAAAAGUUGUGAAGCAAUGGAGACCCGACUGGAAGUGCUCUUGCGGGAGCCGAAUCCAUUGUUCACCCGUUGGCUGGAGCGCUGGCUGCGCGAAGCGGAGCGCCGAGAACAGAAGUCCCAGUUUAGCCUGCGCCAGGCGUUGGAGUCCCUAAAAAGCUACCCUCUGCCAUUGGCCAGCGGACGAGACUGUUCCAUUCUGCGCGGCUUUGGGGGCACCCUCUGCCAGCUAAUCGACGAGGAACUUCGCCAUCACAGAGGCCUCCAAUUGCUGCCACAGGAGGCCGUGGUUCAGGAGCGCUACGAGCAGCAGGUCCAGGCGGUAGUACGCAAGGUUCAGGAGAAGCAGCUGGAACACCAGAAACGCCAGAAUAAAUGCGACAGGCCCAGGAAGCUAACCAAAAAAGAUCUGGCGGAGCUGGCAGCCCUUGAAGAGCGGGAGCGCGUCGUGCGAAUGAAACCAGGUCAAUUCCAGUUACUCCUUUUGGUGGAUACUCAGGAAACCAGUGGCAAAAACAAGAGAGUUCUGGACCAGACGAGGAGCUACUUGGAGUCCUUGGGAGCCCGUCAUGAAGUGCGUCGCCUGACAAUCGGCGAUUUCCUUUGGGUGGCCCAGGAUCAAGAGGGCAAUGAACUGGUUUUACCCUACAUUGUGGAGCGCAAGAGGAUGGACGACCUGGCAUCGAGUAUUCGGGAUGGUCGCUUCCACGAACAGAAGCACAGGCUGCAGCACUGCGGCCUGCAGCACAUCAUCUACCUGGUCGAGGACUAUGGCGAUAACGAGCAGCUGGGCCUUCCACUGGACUCCUUGCAGCAGGCUCUGACUAAUGCCAAAGUUCAAACUGGUGUCCGAGUGGUGCGCACGGCGAAUCAUUACCGAUCCAUGAGCUAUUUGGCCGGAAUGAGUCGCACCCUUGGCCAGAUAUUCGCCGGCAAGAAGUUGCACAGCGUGGAUCGCGGCGCCAUCGACCAAUCCACCUGCCUGCUCACGCAUUCCGACCUGGGGUUGCUCAAGUUUCGGGCCCUAUAUGAGGAUUCCGCAAAGAAUGCCCAGCUCACAGUGCGCGAGGUUUUCGUGCAACAGUUGCUACAGCUGCAUUCCCUUUCCCUCGAACGCGCCAUGGCUAUUGUGGAAAGAUACCCCACUCCACGCUGGCUGCUGGACGCAUACGCGGAGUGUGCAGACCAAAAGCAGGCCAGGCUACUCCUCGCCAGCAUCCCGUGUGGACCCCUGGAACGUCCACUGGGCGACAAGAUCAGCCAGUGCCUACACGAAUUCUACAGCACGCACUUUCGUUAGGAUUAGCAAUUGAUUUUAUGGGACAUAUCUAAGGUUAUAUACACGAGUUUAUACAUAAGUGAGAGAGAGAAUACGUUGGACAUUGAAUAGUGUGAUCUAGUCUAAGCCAAAAAAUGUACAAGUCAGCCGCCCUUAGAUGUUGCGGAAGUGCCGGAUGGCCAGGUCCACCGGCAGGUCGAAGUCAAAUCGAGAAAGAGCAUCGAUGGAGCGCAGUGAGUCGCGGAAUCCGGUGCGGGCCACGUAGCUGUCUGCUGAGUAGUACGUGUCCACCAGUUCAUGGCAGCUGAGGAUCAGGUUCAGCCACUCCACCAGCAAAUGGGAACUGUUUGAAGGAAGAGAAAAGCAUUUCGAAUGAAAGAAGUGUGAUAAAAGCCAAGGUAAAGGUCUAUCCCCGCGUCCCUGUUAGCCUUAUGCUUAAAUUAAUUCGGCAGACUGCAAAGUCAAAAGCUACCUGCACCUAGCUAAAUAUAUUAAUAUUUACAUAUUUAUAUUUACAUGUUAAAGCAAAAAAUCGAUUAAGCAAUUCAUUGAUAAAAAAGUUUAAGACAGUAGAGAAUUGACAUUACCGCAGAAUUGCUGAUAAUUGCAGUAAGAAUAUUUUGAUUUUGGACACUUGUAAUUAUAAAAAGUUUGUGUGUCUCUUGCUCUUUAAGAUUCCUCUUUGCCAGGAAAAUAACUAUAAAAUGAAGAUUUGAAGAUGUAAAAGGCUAGUGCUUCAAACUAUGCACCUGUAAAUAAUAUGGUAUUGCAAAGUU